Messenger RNA from Podarcis muralis (Common wall lizard), 2435 nucleotides. It is a transcript of the gene FZD9, whose product is annotated as frizzled class receptor 9. Gene Ontology annotation, molecular function: Wnt-protein binding; transmembrane signaling receptor activity. Gene Ontology annotation, biological process: canonical Wnt signaling pathway; non-canonical Wnt signaling pathway. The record is from RefSeq and is a predicted model, not a curated record. Lineage: Eukaryota; Metazoa; Chordata; Lepidosauria; Squamata; Lacertidae. Gene Ontology annotation, cellular component: membrane.
UGGCGCGGCGGAGGCGCCCACGAGCGGAGCGCCGGCCGUGUGGGCGCACGGGGAGCUGGUGACGCGCCAUGCGGUGGCGGUGAUCGGGAGCGGCGGCCGGCUCCGUGGUCGUGGUUGUCGCCGCCGCCGCGAGGCAUGGCCGGGCUGCUGCCGCUGCCGCUGCGGGUCCUGCUGGCGAUGUUGGUGGCGGCGUCCCCGGGCGCCCGGGCGCUGGAGCUGCUGGGCGGCGCGGGCGUCGGGGCGUACGACGCGUCGGAGCGGCUGGGCGGCGGUCGCGGCUCGGGGCGCUGCCAGGCCAUCGAGAUCCCGAUGUGCCAGGGGAUCGGCUACAACCUGACGCGCAUGCCGAACCUGCUGGGGCACGAGCACCAGGGCGAGGCGGCGCUCAAGCUGCACGAGUUCGCGCCGUUGGUGGCUUACGGCUGCCACGGCCACCUGCUCUUCUUCCUGUGCUCGCUCUACGCGCCCAUGUGCACCGACCAGGUGUCCAGCAGCAUCCCGGCCUGCCGGCCCAUGUGCGAGCAGGCGCGCCAGCGCUGCGCGCCCAUCAUGGCGCACUUCCACUUCGGCUGGCCCGAGGCGCUCGACUGCGCCCGCCUGCCCACCAAGCACGACCCGCACGCCCUGUGCAUGGAGGCGCCCGAGAACGCCACCGCCGAGCCCCAGCGCGGAGCCGGCAUGCUCCCGGUGGCCCCUCGCCCGGCCCGGCCCGCCGUCGAGGGCAGGCCCCCUCCGGCAGGCAGCCCGCCCGGCUCGGCUCCGGGAGGCCCGUGCGCCAACGGCGACAAGUUCCAGUUCGUGGCCAAGAGCGCGUCGUGCGCCCCGCGCUGCUCCCCGGGAGUGGACGUGUACUGGGCGCGUCGCGACAAGGACUUCGCCUUCAUCUGGAUGGCCGUGUGGGCCACGCUCUGCUUCGCCUCCACCGCCUUCACAGUGCUGACUUUCCUGCUGGAGCCCCAGCGCUUCCAGUACCCGGAGCGGCCCAUCAUCUUCCUCUCCAUGUGCUACAACGUCUACUCGGUGGCCUUCCUCAUCCGCUCGGUGGCCGGCGCAGAGGCCAUUGCAUGCGACCGUGAGGACGGGCAGCUCUACGUCAUCCAGGAGGGCCUGGAGAGCACUGGCUGCACCCUGGUCUUCCUCCUGCUCUAUUACUUCGGCAUGGCCUCUUCCCUCUGGUGGGUGGUGCUCACCUUGACCUGGUUCCUGGCAGCGGGGAAGAAGUGGGGCCACGAGGCCAUUGAGGCACACAGCAGCUACUUCCACCUGGCCGCCUGGGGGGUCCCCGCCAUGAAGACCAUCGUCAUCCUCACCAUGCGCAAGGUGGCCGGUGACGAGCUGACUGGCCUCUGCUACGUGGCCAGCCUGGACGUGGCCGCCCUGACGGGCUUUGUCCUCAUCCCGCUGUCCUGCUACCUGGUCGUGGGCACCUCCUUCAUCCUGACGGGCUUCGUCGCCCUCUUCCACAUCCGCAAGAUCAUGAAGACGGGAGGCACCAACACAGAGAAGCUGGAGAAGCUGAUGGUCAAGAUUGGUGUCUUCUCCAUCCUCUACACCGUCCCGGCCACCUGCGUCAUCGUCUGCUACUUCUACGAGCGCCUCAACGUGGAGUAUUGGACUCUCCGGGCCUUGGAGCACGGGUGCCUGCCUUUCCCCGGGCGCCGCAGCCUAGACUGCACCCUGGAGGCCUCCGUGCCCACUGUGGCCAUCUUCAUGCUCAAGAUCUUCAUGUCCCUGGUGGUGGGCAUCACCAGUGGGGUCUGGGUGUGGAGCUCCAAGACCCUGCAGACCUGGCAGAACCUCUGCAACCGGAAACUGGGGGGCAGGACUAGAGGGAAGCCCUGCAGCGGGGUGACUUGCACGGGCACCCACUGCCACUACAAGGUGCCUGCUGUGGUGCUGCACAUGACCAAGACGGACCCUUACCUGGACAACCCUACGCACGUCUGAGGCAGGUUGGGGCCUCCAGGAAACAGCCGUGCACAUAGUUUGUAGCAGGUCAAGGAGCAAGGAGCUCCCGAGAAUCUCUUGUGGGGGGAGAUGGUGGGAGGCAGAAGGAGUGGCUGUUUGUGGGCAUCUGGGGAGGGCAGGGGAGCAACUUUGUUACGCUGUGGGUCUGAAGAGAGCAGCUCAUGGAAGCCCCCCCACCUUCCCUCCCUCCAACCCCCCCACCCCAAUCAUAUAUAUAUAGCUACGCUUCCCAGCCUUGCGGGUUGGACACCUCCGUUGCCAAAACCCAGCCAACUAUUUCAGUGUUUCGUUUUGGAGGCGAGAUGGGAGAGAGCAUUUGUCCAAGUUUAUUUAAUUCUGUAAUUUAUUUUAGACUUUUUUUUUUUAAAAAAAGAAAAUCCAUUAGCUGAAAGAAAUGGAAAAAGAGGGAGUGGGGGGGGGAGAAAGAAAGAAAGAAUCCCCAAUAAAACCUGGCUGUGUUAUUUCAA